AUGGCGCCUCGAAGGUCCUCUAGAUUGGCUGCCUUGCAAUCGAGCAACGAGCUCUCCUCCACCGUCAAACCCUCUGCAGCAUCAGCAGAAGCCGGUGCGGCUGCUUUUAAGGCGCCUCAACGGUCGAGCAAGAAAUCGUUCUCUGCAACCAAACGCGCUUCGGCAGCAGCAGUGACCGCCAGGGGCGCUGCUGCAGCUGCAGCUGCUGCUGGUGCCGGCGAGUUGAAGCGGAAGCGAGCAGGGGGGGCAGGGAAGGCGCAAGUACCGGACAGGGCGCUUGAGGUAAGGAGGAAAGGGGGAGGGUGGGGAGGGGAGGAUGGGGAAGAGAGCAGGGGGGGCAGGAAUGGCGCAAAGUACCGGACAGGGCGCUUGAGGAUGUGGACGGGGUUCACACACGUGUAUGGUGUGGAUGAGGCGGGGCGAGGGAGGGCCAGGGUAGCAGGAACCGUUGUAACCCCUCACCCACUCCUCCCCUUCCCACCCCGUUCACCCUCCUUCCAGCAAUCCCUGUGGGCGCGCGGGUUCAAGCACGUGUAUGGGGUGGACGAAGAGGGGCGAGGGCCGCUGGCAGGGUGCAUUCCAACCCCUUACAGGGUGCAUUCCAACCCCUUACAGGGUGCAUUCCAACCCCUUACAGGGUGCAUUCCAACCCCUUACAGGGUGCAUUCUCUCACUCCCCCAUCCCCUACCCCGCAGCAAUCUCUCUGGUCGCGCGGGUUCAAGCACGUGUACGGGGUGGACGAGGCGGGGCGAGGGCCGCUGGCAGGGCCUGUGGUGGCUGCUGCAUGCGCCGUGCCUGCAGGGCUGGUAAUCCCAGGGCCUGUGGUGGCUGCUGCAUGCGCCGUGCCUGCUGGGUUGGUGAUCCCAGGUCUAGCGGACAGCAAGAAGCUCACGGAGAAGCAAAGGGAGGAGAUAUUCGACGCCAUUAUUGGGAAUCCUGACAUUUUCUACGCUGUGGACAUAGUGGGGCCAGCAGAGAUCGAUAAGAUCAACAUCCUGGAGGCAACGAUGCUCGCGAUGGGCAACAGCAUAGCACAGGUUGUCGAAGACCCCAGCAGCCCCUCCCCCGACUAUGUGCUCGUGGAUGGCAACAGGGUGCCCCAAGGGCUGCCGUGCACUGCCGAGGCUGUCAUUAAGGGUGAUGCCACUUGCUAUGCUAUUGCAGCUGCCUCAAUUCUUGCCAAAGUGACAAGGGAUCGACUCAUGCUCAAAUUUGAUAGGCUCUACCCAGCAUACGGAUUCAAGCAACACAAGGGGUACGGCACAGCAGCACACAUGAAAGCGCUCUUGGCUCACGGGCCUUGCCCCAUACAUCGUCGAUCCUUUGCCCCCAUAAAGGACUGGGCUGUUCUUGACGAUAAAUAA
Messenger RNA from Closterium sp. Naga37s-1, 1365 nucleotides. Lineage: Eukaryota; Viridiplantae; Streptophyta; Zygnematophyceae; Desmidiales; Closteriaceae. The record is from the annotation of a GenBank genome assembly.